AUGCGUCUGCUUUGUGCCUUCCUUCUUUGGCUCUCUCUGAGCAAUGGCCUGGGCGCUAACUGUCCAGGGCGAUGCAGCUGUGAUGCCCCACAGUUUGUACAAUGUUACAGACUCCUGAAAGUACCUUCAGGCAUUCCUCCCACCACCAGGAGACUCUACAUUAGCCACAGCCGAAUCCAGCACCUUCAGCGCUCCAACUUCACCGGACUGUUGGCUCUGGAAGAUUUUAUCCUGCUGGCCAGUGGAACUGAGUCCGUAGAAAAUGACACCUUCAAAACCCUGAGUGCUUUAAGGACCCUGGAACUUUGGAAAAAUAAAUUGAGACGAGUCCCCAGUGCUCUCCCAGCCAACCUGGAAGUGUUAAAAUUAAACGAUAAUUCAAUAUGUGCUCUACACGGAUCAGAUUUUGAAGGACUGAAGAAAUUAAAAGUCCUUGAGCUUAAAAACAAUUUGAUCUCUUCCCUGUCUCCCAGCAUGCUCCCCUCGCUCAUCAGUUUGCAAAGGCUGAUGGUGGAUGGUAACAACAUAGAAUCUAUAGCUGGACCACUGAACCUUCCACAGCUCAAGUACGUGAGCAUGGAGAACAACAAACUCCAUCUUAUACCGGGGAACGUCUUCACUUCUCUGCAGAAUUUGCAGUUUCUCAGUUUCAGUGGUAACUUUCUGACGAAGAUUCCUAUAAAUCUACCCAAGUCCUUGCUAUCCUUAAAGAUGGAGAGAAACCAGCUCAAAGCCAUUAGGUUUCGAGAUGUGAGACACUUGGAGAACCUGUCCCAUCUUUACCUGUCAGAGAACUUCCUGUCUUCCAUUGAGGGGGUGCAGCUACUUACCAAUUUAACUACUCUUGAGGUCUCCCAAAACCGGCUUCAAAUGUUGCCGCCCAGGCUCCCGGUGAGGUUACAGAAGCUUGAUUGUAGCGGUAACUUCAUUCAGAAAGUGACGGCACCAGAAUUCCAGGACCUCCGAGACCUGAAGCACCUGUUUCUAGACAACAAUGUCGUCAGCUUGUUCGAGGCUGGAGCCCUUCAGAGGUGUUCUCAGCUGUCCAACCUGGCCCUGGAGCAGAAUUUGCUAUUGUCCAUACCUCUGAGGCUCCCUAAGACCCUGGCCAGGCUGGACCUCAAAGGCAAUGCCAUCCAGGACAUGGCUGAGAGGGAGCUCAGGGACCUCAAACUGCUUCAGGUUCUCAACCUGAGGAACAACAAGAUCUCUGCCUUAGACCUCAAGGUGCUGGAGGGGUUGCCCCGACUCAGGCACCUGUACCUGGAUGGAAAUCCCUGGAACUGCACAUGUAGCCUCCUACGAGCCAGGGAAGUCCUGAAGGCCAAGGGCACGGAUGUGAAAGGAGGCCAGUGUGCCGCCCCAGCGGAACGACAAGGGGAGAGCUGGAUGUCUUCCAAGAAGAUCGCAAGACAGUGCGAGCAUCACAUACGCCAGAACGAGAAAAGCAAAGAGACCAAGAAGAAAUCAAAACCGGAAGACUCUUCCAGCAUCAGACUCAGCGUGGAUGACGACGAUGAUGAUUAUGAGAUAGAUUAGAGAUGAGCGUUGUUUUUCAGUUUAGAAAAUGAUUUUUAACGUUCACUCUCUUAA
Molecule: messenger RNA, 1593 nt
Organism: Peromyscus californicus insignis
Lineage: Eukaryota; Metazoa; Chordata; Mammalia; Rodentia; Cricetidae
Product: nephrocan
Exons: 3
Coding region: 1-1539 (512 amino acids)
Molecular function (GO): protein binding
Source: RefSeq, a predicted model, not a curated record